Messenger RNA from Saprolegnia diclina VS20, 499 nucleotides. RefSeq lists its product as hypothetical. The record is from RefSeq and is a predicted model, not a curated record. The transcript has 3 exons. The coding region runs from base 1 to 483 and encodes 160 amino acids. Lineage: Eukaryota; Oomycota; Saprolegniomycetes; Saprolegniales; Saprolegniaceae.
AUGAACGAGACGGUUCUCGCGCACCGGCUCGGGCUGCACAAGCCGGUUGUCCAAGGCCUCGAGCGCCGCUUGUCCGUUGACCACAUCCAAGCCAGCGCCGCCAUUUGGGGUAACCACUGCGUGACCCGACCGACGAUGCCCGAUGCGCGACCGGCCCGCGCCGCCCCGCCUGCUGCGAACCAAGCCGAGCCCGCGCGACCUGACGCACAGCAGCCAGCGCCGCCGCAGCGGACUUCGGCAACGUCUGCAACAACUGCGGCACCCCGCGGCCAGGAAGGUCGCGCCCCGCGCGGCAAGAUCACGCUGCCGAUCGUCCUGCACCGCGACCUCCACUUUGCCGCCGCCUGCGACGCCUGGAAAGAUUUGACCGACCGUGUCGUCCAGUACCUCACCCGCGGUCACAAGCGUCGUAGGGCGACGACAGAAGAGCCAGACGAGCCCCCGCGCCGCCGCCUGCGCAGCCACGGACCGGCGGGCGAAUGAAGAAGAAAGAGACUGC